Messenger RNA from Pelobates cultripes (western spadefoot toad), 879 nucleotides. NCBI's taxonomy places the organism in Eukaryota, Metazoa, Chordata, Amphibia, Anura, Pelobatidae. The record is from the annotation of a GenBank genome assembly.
AUGAGUGACUCAAGUAGUGAUGAUGAGGAAGACCAUGCUUGUGGUCCUGCAAUCAAAACUGUAGAAGAUGUUCAUAGUAAAUCUAAAACAUACACGAAAGGAAAAUGCAUUUCUCUUCCAGCUGAUGAUGAGAAAACAUUACGAACGGCAGUGGUACCAAAUCAACCAGACUACAAAACAAUUCCAGCUCAGACCAUUGUAACGCAAAAGGCAAAGAAGCGUGUUCUACAUUUUCAAGAGUGCUGGUUCCAAAACGUUCCAUGGCUGCACUAUAGUUUUACUCUUGAAGGGGUACUAUGUUUCUACUGUGCUAAAGCAGCCAUCCUGAAUCUGACUCAACUCGAAAAGAACACUGAGCCAGCAUUUGAUUGUGUAGGCUUUAAAAAUUGGAAAAAAGCUAUUGAAAAGUUUAAAAAAUAUCAGAGUUGUUCUGCUCAUACAUAUUCUAUGAAGCAACUAUUGCAUCAUAAAGAUUCACAACCCAUUAAUGCUCAGCUUUCACUACAAAUUCAACAGCAACAGAAUGAUGCAUGGCUGUGUCUCAUCAAGAUAGUACAAACAAUAACCCUGUUGGCAAAACAAGGUCUCCCUCUUCGUGGCCAUGAAGACAAUGAUGGCAAUUUUAAACAGUUUCUGCUUGCACGGGCAGAUGAUGUGUCUUAUCUAAAAAAUUGGAUAUCACCCAAAGCAGAAUACAUGAGUCCCGACAUUCAAAAUGAGAUUUUGAAGUUAUUGUCUCACACCGUAUUAUGCCUUAUUCAGAAACAGAUUGGGAAUAAUGCCUUUGCAAUUAUUGUUGAUGGCACACAAGAUAUAUCUGGUCAAGAACAAAACAAUGCCUGUAUCCGCUAUGUUGAUGAAGACUUGUACCCACAUUAG